AUGGACAACGAAGAGUGCAAGGCGUUCAUAGAGCUGUACAGGCGGGAGCGCGUGCUGUGGGACCCGAAGCACAAGCGCUACUACAUGCGCGCCGCCAGGGAGGAGGCCUGGCGGCGGAUCAGCGAGCGCAAGGGCGUCGCCGCCGCGGAGCUGCAGCAGAAGAUGAAAUCGCUGUUGGGGAGCUACAGGAGGGAGAAGUCGAGGCGGAGGAAGAGCAAACAAGCAGGGACCGUGUAUGUUUCGAGAUGGUUUGCUUAUCCUUUAUUCAAUUUCCUGGAUGAUCGUCAGAGUUCUAACGACGAAAUUAAUGAAUCUAAGGAGGAUGACGCGAAGGAUAUGUUCGAGCACUCGAAUUUCGAGUACGAGGAUUUCGAGCUGCCCAACGACGACGAGAAUUUCGUGGAGGAGAAACCUGUGAUAGGUAAAAAGAGGCGAUUCGAAUACGAGGAGGAACCCGAGCAGGAUCUGCUCAACGUUGCGGAGCAGCCGUUGCAGGAAUCGGUACCUUUGGAGAAAAGCAACCACCAGCCGGCUAGGAAACAGGACGAGCUGUCCUUGUACGGGCAACUGCUCGUCACGAAAUUGAGGAAAUUCGACCACCAAACCAGGCUGGUCGUUUGUAAUAAAAUAGAUAAUUUGAUCUUCGAAAUGGAGAUGAAAUCGAUGAAGAGCAAGGAGCAGGCGUGCCAGGAUCCUCUGCUGAACGACGUGCCGUCCACGUCCAGGAUUAACUACAACAAAACGCCGAAUUCCACGCCUUCGCAUUCGGAAAUGUCCGAUCAUUAGGACUAUCAACAU
Messenger RNA from Phyllotreta striolata, 798 nucleotides. Lineage: Eukaryota; Metazoa; Arthropoda; Insecta; Coleoptera; Chrysomelidae. The record is from the annotation of a GenBank genome assembly.